GACGGGAGCGGCGGGGCGGAGCGGAGCGGGGCGGCGAUGGGGACCCGACGGCUGCAGCGCUGAACGCCCCCAUCCCAUCCCCCGCCCCCCAACGCGGCAUGGCCGCCAUCAUCAAGAAGCAGAUCCUGAAGCACUUGUCCCGCUUUACCAAGAAUCUCUCACCAGACAAAAUCAACCUGAGCACCCUGAAGGGGCAGGGGCAGCUGACCAACCUGGAGCUGGAUGAGGAGGUGCUGCAGAAUGUGCUGGAGCUGCCCACCUGGCUCGCCAUCACCCGGGUCUACUGCAACAAGGCGUCCAUCAGGAUCCAGUGGACAAAACUGAAAACGCACCCAAUCUGUUUGUAUCUGGACAAAGUGGAGGUAGAGAUGCGGACGUGUGAAGAGCCUCGGCCGCCCAAUGGACAGUCUCCCAUUGCACUUGCAGCCGGCCAAAGUGAAUAUGGCUUUGCUGAGAAGGUUGUGGAGGGGAUGUUUAUUGUUGUCAAUUCCAUCACUAUCAAGAUUCACUCCAAGGCCUUUCACGCUUCUUUUGAGCUAUGGCAGCUUCAGGGCUACAGCGUCAACCCCAACUGGCAACAGAGCGACCUGCGGCUCACCCGCAUCACUGAUCCACAGAGAGGGGAGGUUUUGACAUUCAAAGAACUCACCUGGCAGACACUCCGCAUUGAAGCAGAUGCGACUGACAAUGGUGAUCAGGAUCCUGUCUCUACUCCUCUGAGACUCAUUACAAACCAGGGCAGGAUACAGAUCUCUCUCAAGAGAAGGACCAAAGAUUGCAACGUGAUGGCAUCGAAGCUGAUGUUUCUCCUUGACGACCUUCUCUGGGUGCUGACAGACUCUCAGCUGAAAGCAAUGAUGAAAUAUGCGGAGUCUCUGAGUGAAGCCAUGGAGAAAUCUGCUCAGCAGAGGAAGAGUUUGGCACCAGACUCAGUGCAGAUCACACCACCAGCUCCCAGUGCCCAGCAAUCCUGGUCUCAACCAUUUGGAGUCAGCCCAAAUGCAACCAGCAUUGGUCAGUACUUCGAUAAACAUGACAUGAAAGAGUCAUCCUACCACCUCCUCAUCUCACGCCUGGACCUGCACAUCUGUGACGACAGCCACACUCGAGAGUCAGGCUCUUUGAAGCAUGGGAUGCUGGGCGGUGCUAUACAGCUGACCUUCAGGAGGAUGGCUUUUGACUAUUAUCCUUUCCAUAGGGCAGGAGAUGCCUGCAAGCAUUGGGUGAGGUACAGCGAGGCAAUGGAGACGCGGGGACAGUGGGCAAAAAGGCUGGUCAGUGAAUUUCAGAGCAAGGUUGAGAAGCAUUAUGAAGAAAUGGACGCUGCCUUUGCCAAGACUCCACUUUCUCCCUUCAAAAAGAAAGCAGAUACGUCGUCGAGUCCUCAUAAGAGCCCAUUAGAGAAGGGCCGUGGAGCUCCCUGCAGUCUGCCCCAGCUCCGACACCCUCCCUGGCACCGGCUGCGGUCCAGCUGUGUGCUGCUGCGUGUGGAUGACUUGGAUGUUCACCAGGUUUCCACAGCUGGCCAGCACAGUAAGAAACCUUCCACCUUGCUUUCGUGUAGUAGAAAAUUCCUCAACCUGCCCGAUCAGGUCUCUGCAAUCCACAUUGAAUUCACAGAGUAUUACUUCCCAGACAAUCAAGACUUUCCAGUUCCUUGCCCAAACCUGUAUGUGCAGCUGAAUGGUCUGACACUGACCCUGGAUACAGCAAGCAUGCUCUGGAUAAACCUCUUCUGUCUGGAUCUUUAUCGCAGCCUGGAGCAGUUCAAAGCCAUCUACAAGCUGGAGGACUCAGGCAAACGUGAUGAGCACGUUGAUGUUCGACUGGACGGCUUCAGGCUGAAGCUCAGCAUCCCCGUGGAGAAGCAAGUCUGUGCCCAUCGGGACCGCCCGCAGGCGCUCUGCAUUCGCACGUCAGAGAUGGCCGCCACCAACACCCGACACGCUCCUUUCUGCAGCUGCCAGGACCUGCAGAGCCUCUUCCGUAGAUUUGCUGGCUCUGAAUUCUUCCACUCCAGCUACACCCAAUUCCCACGUUCCCAGGACAACUUUAACCUCCUCCAUACCCUUUUCCUGCGCCAUGCCUACCAGGUGGAUGAUGGACCUCAGAAGCAGACGGGUUUUCCUCAGCCGCUGCGUAAAACCUCCGCCUCUGAGGAUCUGUGGUCUGUGAAUUUCACUGAGCUUUGCCUGGACUUCGAGGGUGCUGAGAGCUCAAAGGGCAGAGCCCUGAGCUUUAUUGACCCAUUUCCCCUUUCCGUUUGGGUCUGUCUUCCCAAGAGAUGGGGCCAAGCCCGGAUAUCUAAACGACAGCCAUCAUCUGUCCCUGAUUUGAAGAUGAAGCCUUCUGCCAGCUUUAGCAAUCACUCCAAGAAUGAGAACCUACCCAGAGAACACGGGGUCUGUCAAAGAUCAAGAACUGACCAGGAUCUGAAGAGCAUCCACAAGAUCCCAGAGACGAUGGAUGCCUUGGGAGAAUCUGAGUGUGAACUUAAUGAUGGGGUAGAUGACAAAGAGCUGGAAGCCUCUGCUGAUAUCCAUGUGCUUUUGUCUUCCUCUGUCCAUGUCAAAGUUCGUCUCAACCACUACCAGUACUUGGUGCUGCUCAGGAUGAAAGAGGUUCUGCAAACACUACAGGAGCAGCUGACCCGAGAUACCCAGGAGAUGACUGGGUGUCCUUUAGAUCCCAUGUCUGCUUCAAUAGGAGUUAUGUUCCACAGUGCUGAGGUGGCCCUGCUCAUGAACCCCACGGAAGGCUCCUGCUUGGAACCCAAAUCCCUUGAUUCAGAUACAACAAGCCUGAUAGAGUCUGAGCUUUCACCUUCAGACAGCAAGGAGGGAUUGGCAGCUGAAGAGAAGGAGCAGAAAUCUGAGGCUGGUUCAGAGAAGGGAGCAUGCAGCACCACAGAGGUCCUGGAGGACAAUGAGGCUGAAAAUGCUGGCACCAGUGUAACCGGUGUGCCAAAAUCUGCCAGUGAUGGAGCUCUGAGUGCAGCUGCACCGAGUGAGAGCAUGGAGGAGAAAGGUCUGAUAGAGGAAGCACACGAAGCUGUGGAAGCCCUGGUUGCAGAAGGAGCAGAAGUGCCCAGCAGCCACCCUCAGAGCCCUCCUCCUGCCCUCCCCAUCAGCCCAACCUCAGCCAGUGCCGGCCCCCCAGGAGGGGGGAAUCCCACUCUCAAUGGCCAGGCAGAGCUCGUCCCUUUGAAGAACCUAGAGGUGGAGCUGUCUAGUGCGCUGCAUAUGACAAAGGAUGCCACCAAGGAAGCUCUGCAUGUUACAAUGGACCUCACCAAAGAAGCUAUGUCUAUAACAAAAGAUGCUCUGAGCUUGAGCCGGGAGAAGAUGACCUCUACCAUGCAGAAAAUGCUCUCUCUGCCCCCAGCCAAGGAUUCCGUGCCCAAAGCAGAAGAAGGGGCAGUGACUCCAGGGGGUGGCAGCAGCCGGAUGCGUUUCUUCUCCAUGAAGAGGACAUCAUCCCAACAUUCCUUUGACAGCACGUCUGUGGAUGGGAGUGGUCCUGAGGAUGGGCUGUCUGUGGACAGCGAUGGCAGCGAUGGCUUUGUAAUGCUCACAGACUCUGAGCCCAGCCUGGACCCUCUCCCCUCAGGGCACCUUACCCAGGUGCACAGCAAUGCAGGCAGCAGAGCAAACCUGGUGGCAGAGGAUGAGAGUGGAGCAUCUCCUGAAAUAAACAGCACAGCUUCCCAGAGCGAAGAGCCCAGCCUGCAGCUGGUGUCUGUCCUGGUACUGAAGAUGAAUGGGGUGAAUUGUGCGAUAGAGGCACGAGGUGAUGAUUUAUCUGUUGCUGUACAAGUCAUGAAUGUGGUUCCAGAGCAGCUGAACAACGUUGGGAUGUGGCAGUACCUGCGUGGCUACCUGGGAGAUGCAGACAUGGAGAAGCCUCCAGCCCCUGAAGCUGCUCAGACCCAGCCAGAAGUGUGUUUGCGUCUUGAAGCAGGACCAAAUGCUGCUCUGCAUUCCCCACUGGCUGUUCAGAACGGCUUCCUUCAAAUGCUGGUCCGCAGUUACACCGCAGAGUUCUUCAUGUCCUUCCUUACCAACCUCGGCCCCUUCCUUGAGGAUGAAGUUAUCCCAGAGGUGAUCCCUAUGGAGAUUGAAGUCGUGGAUGCCAAAAUCACGUUGAAGGAUGACAGCCCCCAGAUAUACCCCACCUCCCCCGGCCCUGUUCCCAUCACUUUGGCGAUAGAUCACGUCCUUGUGAAGCGCAGAGAUGAUGGACUUUUCUACCUAACAGCUCCACACAGGGAGGACUCACCGAAACCAGACAAACCUGUGUCGGUUCUUCAGGACCUGAAGGCAGCACAGUGUGUUUUGGCAGCACCAGCAGGAGGGAUUCAUGGACUGCAGUUAAAGGAAAUACCAGAGUUGCAAAGAGAGCUUCAGAACACGAAAAUAGCCCUUGCAGAAGCCAACAUGGACAAGGCUCGUCUUCUGCAGGAAAUUAGGAAAUACAAUCCCCUCUUUGAGCUCUGACAGCAGGCGGCAGCUGCUCAGGAGGAGUGGAGACCACCACCAGCACUACGGCGGCGAGUUUGAUUACAUUGCUGCUAAACAGGUCAACCUCCUGGAGACUGAUGGUCACAAAGAGUGGAAACCAACUGUGAUUGUGAAAUACUCUUCAUACAGGGAGAAAGGACAGAGCUUGGCUGAGCAGCACGGCGGGGAUGAGGAGUUACCUGUGUGCUGCCACUUCCCUCUGUCCUGGCAAUAUGGUGCUACCACUGAGCCAGGGCAGCGCUCAGUCUGCAAACUAAAGGUCUGAAGUUGGUGUGGGGACACCGUGGCUCUUCAUCCACAUGGUGGUAGAAGACAAGUUUGCUUUCAGCCCUUCUGCUUGGAGAUGGUUGGCAUUGGGAUUUCUGCUUUUUUUUCAGCCUUCCUCUUUGUGUUCUUGCCCAAUGCCACGUGCCAGAGGGCAAAAGGAGUGCAGUUAAAUUCACCACAUCAAGGAGUGGCAGAGAAUAGGUAGGGCAGAAAAUGUGGCUUGGAGCUGUGAUAUGAAAGCUUGUGUAUUGUCACACAGAGAACACACUGAUGCAGAAGCAAAGAGGAAUUCAUUAUUUCAUUACCAAGUGCUGUUUAAUCUGUCUUUAAUGUUACAGUCAAAGAAUAGGGGUGAUGGAAGUUGGCUGAAUCAUAGAGUGAGGCCUUUGUAUUUCCUUUGGGGUGUCCUUAAACCAUUCUGUUUCCAAGUUUCACCAGUGGAGAGAGGGAGCACCAAGGAAUAGCUGCCUGCACUCCUAUAGGGUCAUGUAUUUUAAUAGCCCUGAGCUCACACUCGGUGUUAGAUGACUUAGCAGGGAUGCUGGUGUGUGGGUCAGGAGGAGGGUGCAGGCUGGCACUGCUCACUGUGGGAUGGAGCUGCAAAUGAGCAGGGUUUGUAUUCUGUGUGUGUGUUUGUAAGUGUUACUUCAUUGUAAUUAGUUGAACUAAAGUAAUAGAAGAUUUUAAUCCUGUUUGCUAUGCAAGGAACAGCCUCUGAUCUACAAGCCACGAGUAGCUGAGGCCUGGGAGCUACGCAAAAGAAAGCAAUGAUGUAGGAGCUGAGUUUGCUCUGAUGCACUUGUCCCUUUGCCCAGCUCUGGAGCUGCUGAGCAGUUUACAGACGCUUUAACAGACACUCCUGGUAUUGUUUGAGCUCUCCUGUAGCUCUGGGGGCAAUAGGGACAUAUUUGCAGUGCGGGGUUGGGUGCAGAGGUGCUGCUGGCUGUGGUUUGUGGAGAGCUGGGAUCAUCCCUUGCUGUGUUUGUUGGCUCAGUGACUGUAAAGAGACAGAGGCUGAUGGUCUGCUGUCACUUUAGGAUCAUCAGUGUCAUUCAGUGUCUGAUUCCAUUAUGCUGAAGGUAGCCCUGACCAACAUUCAUUGGGAGUAGUGCUCGGAUGUGGGGUCCGAACAGCCUCGGGGCAGGCCAUGCUGCUGAACUGCAGCGCUUUGGUGUCUUUGCCUGCCAAGCUGUGACUGGCCGUGCCUCCAAUCAGCUGUGACAGCAGCAGGAGCCUGGCCUUCCUUCUGGAAACUGGAAGUGGGUGAGCACAGAUGAAUGGAAAGGAAAGAGAGUUUGCCUUUGGCAGAGGGCUGUGCGCCCGCCGCCCACUGCCUGGGCUGGAGCUGAUGUUUGGUGCUGUGCCUUUCACAAGGAUGUGAGGCCCUCCUGGUUCCUGUUAGACAACUUUGCUGUUGUCUCUGGAGCUCAUUCUGUGACCCAUCCCCUGCUCGGUGCACACCUCGGGUCUGUGUUGCUGUGUGUGAUGGAGGAUCGUUCUGGAGCAGCCUGUCAGGCCUGUUCUCUAGGGGAAAAUGCACUUUAACUUUCUAAGCAUCAGCAGGAAGUCCUGCACCAAUACUGCCUCGUGCAUAGAAUCUGUAAGUAAAAGCAAGGGUCAGAAAUGCAAAUUAUCUUCCAUAGUGAAAUAAAACUCUUUUCUUGAGCAGUUCUCAGAGUAAUUGAGGAAGGAGGUCACAAAGCCUCUGUGUAUCUCUGGACUUGCUGUGAAACAAACCUAUAUGCAAAGCUCACUGUAAGUAUCAUUAUGAAGUGCACAAAGCCCACAUGAGCAGAAGUUGAACUUUAGGUCAACCUCUGUACUUCUGUGCUUUCCUCUUUCUGUGUGAAGCAAGGAACGCAAGAACACUUGCCUUAGGUGGAAUGCAAUGGUGUGACUUCUUAUUCACUAACUGCUUGAAAAUGGGAGGUUCCUUUCUUCUUUCACGUCAUGACUUUUUGUUUGAGUAGAAGUCAGGCUUCAUUUCCAGCCAGCACGGGGAUGGAUGGGCAGAAGGGGUUUUCUCCAACGUGGUGCCUAUUUGCAGUGUCACAGAACUCCUUACCUCUCUUUCCAUGUGGGCAGACAGACCAGAGCUGGGCCUGAGCUGUUGGCAGCAAAUCUUUUGCUUCAGCAACUCAAGUGCCCCAGAUCUGGGUAAGAAUUAAAUCACUUCCACUGUCUUCUGCUUUAAGUGAGAGAAGUACUGUAAAACACCAUCCCCUUCCUUUCUACCACGUGUAGGUGUGGGAGGACAAAAGCUCCACUGAUGACUAUUAGCAAAGUUUACUUUUUAGAGCCUUUUGUUUAAGGACUCUACGUUAUGAGAGCCAACUUAAUCCUUUGUGUAACUACAUGGCAGUUACCUUAGGAAAAGCAUGUGGCCUCAGCAUCUUUUACAUUUAGUUAGAAGUGUGCUCAAAGGGGAUUACUGGAUGUACAGGUGGGCAAUGUACAAGUCUGAACUUGAAUUUUAGGCAGUAUUGGAAUUUUGUUGCUGUAAUUUCCACUCUUGCACUUACUGGUUCUGUGAACCAUGACAAGAAAUUAAACUUGUUAACCUCCUUGCA
Coturnix japonica (Japanese quail) is the source of this 7357-nucleotide messenger RNA. It is a transcript of the gene BLTP3A, whose product is annotated as bridge-like lipid transfer protein family member 3A. Lineage: Eukaryota; Metazoa; Chordata; Aves; Galliformes; Phasianidae. Gene Ontology annotation, molecular function: histone deacetylase binding. The record is from RefSeq and is a predicted model, not a curated record.